GUGAAUUCUUACAUUUUUUUCCGUCUUCAAAUAAAGUAAAAUGUCAGCUACGUUAGCGACAUACCACGGUGGGGAUGGUGAUGGCAGGGAUCCCCCUGAUCCUUCUAGGGUACCGUCGUCUUGCGAAGCAGUUCCACCUCCGGUCAGAAAGGGUCGUGGGGUUGCCGCAAACGCUAAUCUUGAAAAAAAAAGGAGAGAAGCUGGUAAGCCCUUACCGGUGGAGGUAGAUCUUGAAACCGGCAAAGUAGUUGGCACUGAAGCCAGCAAUUAUGUUCGAUUUCUUGGCCAACAAGUGAGCAUGUUGUGCCCGGGUGGUCAUCUAAAUUUUUCCGAUGUACCCCAACAAUACAAGGAUCAAGUGCUCAAUCGCGUCAGAUACUACUUUGAUAUUGAUGGGAAUCCCCACCGAGACCUACUUAUGGGGACUUUAUAUUCGGUGAUGGCGGAGCGGUAUAGUGAGCGAAAGACGCUCAGACACAAGCAUUUCAAACAACAUUACAAAAAACCAGAAGAUUGGGACACAGUUCUCAAAUUCCCCCCUGACUACUUGAAUACCGAGACUUGGAAACCGGUUUGCGAAUUGUUCGUUAGCGAGGCAUUUUUGAAUCGUUCAACUAAAAAUAAAUCGAAUCGGCAACUAAUGAAAUAUCCAACAACGCAAGGCACAAAAUCGUUGGCGUCCAUACGCCACGGAAUGGGGGGUCCUCCUGGAGAGCAUGUAGUUGAAGCAUGGAAGGAGAUCCAUGUGAAAAAACCGUCUGGAAAUUUCGUUAAUGAAUUAGCUGCAACAGAUUAUGGAGAACUGAUCAAGGAGCUUGAUAGGAAGCGACUUGAACGACAAUCCCAGAGCGAUACUGGGACUGAAUCUGAAUCUGAUACUGGUUAUCAGUUUGACGUAAUGGAAACAGUUCUAGGCCAAAGAUCUGACUAUCAAAGAGGCGUGGGUAAAAGGCUCAAGGGCAAAGGAAAGAAACCAAUCCCUCAAACUCAAUCAACGGUGCCUCCCCAACCAACUACUGAAAUGAUGAGCACCGUGGCAGAUAUAUUCUCAGCUAUGCGUGCCACUUGGGGGGGGUAAUUUGACGCCUGAACAACGUGCCCAAAUAUUUAACCCACGCUUUGACAAUUUCGUUCAAACGUAUAGUCAAUCGCAGUCGCCUGGUGGUUCGUCUUCUCAGAGUCAUGC
Cannabis sativa is the source of this 1186-nucleotide messenger RNA. RefSeq lists its product as uncharacterized. Lineage: Eukaryota; Viridiplantae; Streptophyta; Magnoliopsida; Rosales; Cannabaceae. The record is from RefSeq and is a predicted model, not a curated record. The transcript has 5 exons. Bases 41 to 1078 code for a protein of 345 amino acids.